AUGUCUGAUGACUCUGCCGCUGAAAGAACUGCUUUACAUGAAGUAUUUCCAAAAGCAACACUUCUUCUUUGUAUUUUUCAUGUACUUCAAGCCACCUGGAGAUAUUUAUGGGAUUCCAAUCAUGGUAUUCCUUUAAAAUUCCGUUCAAUUCUUUAUUCUGGAAUAAAGAAAAUGGUAUAUGCAGAAAAUAAUGAUGAAUUAAAUAUUAGUUUUAAUAAAAUAUUGCAACACCCUUUAACAAACGAAUUCCCGCGAUUUAGAACAUAUGUUGAAAGAUUAUUUGAGAGGAAAAGUGAAUGGGCAAUUUGUUUAAGAGUUAAUUUAAUAACAAGGGGGCAAAAUACUAACAACAUUAGUGAAGCUGGCGUAAAAAUCAUGAAAGAUGUUGUACUAGAUCGAACAAAAGCAUACUCUCCAGUUCAAUUGUUCUUUUUUAUUGUUCAAGACUUGGACACAUUUUAUAAAAUGAAAAUUCUUGAUGUAGCAGCAAACCGCCCACCUCAAUAUCUAAAAAAAAGAUUUUUAAUUACAAAAAUACAACAAAAAUCAUUAAAAUAUGAAGCUAUACAAUCAAGUGACUCACUUUACUUAGUCCAUAAUACACUGAAAAAUACCACAUACAAUAUUGAUCUAGAUACUGGCUUAUGUUCAUGCCCACAAGGAAAUACUGGUAAACCCUGUAAACAUCAAAUAUUUGUAGCGAAAGAUUUAAAAAGAGAACUUGGCCUUUGCUUACCUGUAACAGAAGAAAUUAGGAACAAACUCCAUGUAAUAGCAACAGGAUGUUCAGAGAUUCAAGAUGGAUAG
This is a messenger RNA of Macrosiphum euphorbiae (potato aphid), 807 nucleotides long. The record is from the annotation of a GenBank genome assembly. Lineage: Eukaryota; Metazoa; Arthropoda; Insecta; Hemiptera; Aphididae.